UUCAUGAUCCCUUGCAAGUGAGGCAAAUUCGAAUCAGUCUGAAUCAGUCGGUGGUCCAACGCUCAAGAAAACGGUUAUAUCGUUUUACUUACCGCGAUUCUGAGGGCUGGAGGGUGGGUUUACAUUCUUACUGUGAUUUCUUGAUUUGACGUACUUAAAAACUCUUAUUUGCCUCCCAUUGGACUAUUGUGCCUAAAACAACUCUUUCAUCUAGUUAUUUUGUUUUUAGCAAAUUUUGCAAGAGGAGGAUCAAAUUAAACAAAAUGAUGUCUGUCGUUGAAUAUUGGCGUGAUCUCAUAUACAAUAAAAAUGAUCCUAGAACAAAAGAUUGGUUUUUGGUAACAGGCCCAGGACCUCUAUUGAUGAUAGUUGUCUCUUACAUCUACUUUAGCACCUCAGCUGGUCCGAGGUACAUGAGAGAUAGAAAACCGUAUACUUUGAGGAAUACAUUAAUUGUAUAUAACUUUAUUCAAGUUCUUCUAAGUAUUUACCUUGUUUAUGAAGGACUUAUGGCUGGAUGGUGGAAUGAUUACAGCUUUCGCUGUCAACCAGUCGAUUAUUCUAAUAAUCCCAAAGCGAUGAGGAUGGCAAGAGGAGUCUACUUAUAUUUUAUCUGUAAAUUGAUAGAACUUUUGGACACCGUUUUCUUCGUAUUUAGAAAGAAACAGCGUCAAAUUUCUUUUCUACAUGUGUAUCAUCAUGCUAUGAUGCCAGUUUGUGCUUGGAUUGGUGUUCGAUACGUACCAGGGGGUCAGUCAACUCUUCUCGGUGUCAUCAAUUCCUUUAUUCACGUCAUCAUGUACACGUAUUACAUGCUCUCUGCUUUUGGUCCUGAGAUCCAAAAAUAUCUCUGGUGGAAAAGAUAUUUAACAUCUCUGCAGUUAGUGCAAUUUUCAAUCAUCCUCAUUCAUAAUGGACAAGUUCUUUUCACAGACUGCAAUUAUCCUAAAGUUUUAUCAUUUCUUCUUACUGUCAACGCCGCUUUCUUUAUCUAUCUUUUUGGUUCUUUUUACGUAAUAAAUUACACGAAAAGAUCUGAAUUACGUAAAUUUAAAAAAGUUACUAAUGACGGUAUUCAAUUUCAUGAAUCCCCAAAAACAAAGGCUGAAUAAAUAAAAUUUUUAUAAAGAAAAUUCCAACAAAUAAUUGUGAAUUUUACUUUAAUAUUAUUGCCAGAUAUAGUGAAAUAUGUAUUAAUCUGUAAUUGUGUCAAAAAGGACCUGUCGAAAUGACUUAUAUUAUACCGAUUAUUGAGUAUUAAGCAUUAUAGAAUUUUCUAUUUUGGCUUUGAAUGGUUAAAUUUUAGUUGAUACAAUAAGAUCCAGACCGCAUUACCAUAUUAAGCCUCGAAUCAUUUAGUAUAUUUCAUGAAAUAUUAUUCUUAACGUAAGGUAUUUGAUAAUUAAGCAUAAAUUAAUAAAGUAAAGUCAAUAAAAUGUAUUUAUAAAACACAACAGUAGAAGAUAUAAAAGAGAGAUAUAAGACAAAUAGAAAUUAAUGUAUUUACUUUUUUCUGGCACAACUUUUUCUACGAAAAAUGAGAAUUCUCUAAAAUAAGAUUCUCUUUACUUGAAAUACUGUAAAAGAAAGGUACAACUGAUAUAUUUAUUAUUUUUACAAGAAAACAUGAUUUGUAUAAUUGUCUGCAUUGCACUGUAUUUAUAAAAUGAACACAAAAAAAGUUACGCGACCAGAGUAAUGUUAAAAGGUAAGGCGACGAGGCGGUUUUUAAAAUUAUAAUAAAUCAAAAAGGACCAAAGUUGCAUAUGUUUAUAAACUUAACUAGCAUAAUCGCAAAGGUGCAAAAGUAAUUAUGCUGUUAUGCCUUUCUCCUACAGAGUUCAUUAAACUGUUUGAAUAGAAUUAAGAAUUUUAAAAAUUGGUGAUUAAGGUCUUACUUCCAUGAGAGUUGUUUUUAGCUAUAGACCAUGGGUAUAAGAAUGACAAACAAAUUAAUUUUAUAAAAGUUUUUUUUAAUAAUGUUCUUACAGGAAUUUAAUUUCAUAAGGGAGUUAUUAUAAAAUGUGUUUGGAGGACGUCUGCUUAUCUCAAAUAACAAAACAUGUAACAAACCAAAUAAAUUUUAAUUAGGUCAAA
Messenger RNA from Leptopilina heterotoma, 2097 nucleotides. Its product is annotated as elongation of very long chain fatty acids protein AAEL008004. The record is from RefSeq and is a predicted model, not a curated record. The coding region runs from base 264 to 1112 and encodes 282 amino acids. The transcript has 4 exons. Gene Ontology annotation, biological process: fatty acid elongation, saturated fatty acid; sphingolipid biosynthetic process; very long-chain fatty acid biosynthetic process. NCBI's taxonomy places the organism in Eukaryota, Metazoa, Arthropoda, Insecta, Hymenoptera, Figitidae. Gene Ontology annotation, cellular component: endoplasmic reticulum membrane. Gene Ontology annotation, molecular function: fatty acid elongase activity.